Malania oleifera is the source of this 1554-nucleotide messenger RNA. RefSeq lists its product as uncharacterized. The record is from RefSeq and is a predicted model, not a curated record. Lineage: Eukaryota; Viridiplantae; Streptophyta; Magnoliopsida; Santalales; Ximeniaceae. The transcript is spliced from 9 exons. Gene Ontology annotation, biological process: maturation of 5.8S rRNA; maturation of LSU-rRNA. Bases 407 to 1375 code for a protein of 322 amino acids. Gene Ontology annotation, cellular component: preribosome, large subunit precursor.
AAUUUGUAGGCUACGUUGGGCCUAGGGUUCCAUUCGGGAAUCGGCCGUUCCUAAAUCCCAAUUUCUUAUUUCCCUGUUCCAUCUUCGGCUCUUCCCUUCCCGAGUUCGCAGUUCGCAAGUCGCAACUGCCCCGGCAGCUGGCACUCCCCGACUCCCAGUCCCAGUUCCCUUCAGCUUCACCUUCCCUUCCCAGUUCCCUUCCCACUUCGCAGUUCGCACGCAGUCGUUGACGGCGAGUUCGAACCUCCCGUACUAGAUCGGCAGAUCCAGUCUUCCCCUUCGGACUUCGGCUUCCACCUUCCCAACUUCGCAGCUCGCACUCUCGCUGACUCGCAGUACUGCUUCGGACCUUCCGUCCUUCAGGAUCGAACUAUACUUCCAUUGAGAAAUCAGACCAGGCCAAGCUAUGGCUGAAGAGUCCCAUCAGCCAGAAAGAAGGUUAUCUAAGAGGAGGAGGUUAGGUCAUAAAAAGCAUGGGAAGGCAAAAAAGAAAUUAAAAAUGAUUCAGGGCUCUGGUGAGAAGAUUAAAAUAGACAAGAGAAUGAGGAAACUUUUUCGCAAGAGGGCAAGAGACUACAAUUCAGAUGAUGAUGAUGAGUCUGUUGUUGAAACUAGAGAAGUAAAUGCAAGUUUUUUAAACAAAAAGACUGUCGUAGAAAGGAAAUCUUCUGAAGGAGAGGAUGCUCAUGAUGCUGGUGAAGAAGAUGGAGAGAAUGGUCAUGAUACUGGGGAAGAAAAUGGGGAUUCCGGAGAUGAGGAGAAUGAAAUGCAACCUGGAAUUACAAAAUUCACAGAAGGAUGCAGAGCAUUCAGGACGGCAUUCAAGAAAAUCAUAAAAGCGAGUGUUUCUGACGAUUCAUUGGGUCCAGUGCUAUCAGGGCAUAAGAAGCUAAUUGCAGAGAAACUUGCUGAAGAAGAAGCUGAACAGAAAGUCAAGGGGAACGCAAAAAAGGAAAGACAAUUGGUGGGAGAGAUGGGGCAUGUGAAACCUGCCAAUUUCUUGGAUUCACAUGAAAAGUUCCUUAUUGGUGUUGCUACGAAAGGAGUGGUCAAGUUAUUUAAUGCUGUGAACAAGGCACAAAAUGCUCAAAAAGGAUUAAAUCCUUCGAGGUCUAAAGAUGUGAAAGUGAUGAGGAAAGAAGCCUUCUUUUCAGAAUUGGGAAAGACAUCAUCAAAAUUUACUGAAUCUUCCACUAAGAACCAUAAGUCAACAGGCUCAAAAACAGAUGGCGAGGGUCCUGGUUGGGCUCCAUUGCGUGAUAAUUACAUGCUAACAAAUUCUAAGUUGAAGGAUUGGGACAAGAUGCAGGACACGACAGUGGAAGAUGACACUGGAGGUAUGCAAGCGGACAGUUCCUCUGAUGAUAAUGAUUGAUUCUCUGGAACUUCACAAGGACCAAAGAUAGCAUCUGAUUGACCGAAAUGGGAAAAUUUUGGUCUGGGGAAAAUGAGUUUGUGACACCUUGUUAUUACUCAGGAAUUUUGACUUGAUACUAGAUAUCUGUAAAGUAUAUUUUUUGAGUUCCAGUGAUAGUGUGAAGUUUUGUUGUCAAA